AUGGCACACACUGUACAGGGGGAAGUAGUUCGGGCACUUGUGAGAGGAGUUUGUACAUCACCUCGGCCCCCGGCCAUAUGACAGACCCGGCUCGGCCUCCCUGUUCCCCGCAGGAUGACCAUGUCUUCUUGUCACAUUAAGGACUUGUUCUUAUACAAUGUCCCGGCUCCCGUCAUGUUCCGCUUCUAUGAAAUAAUGGACGCCCUGGAUUAUGCAGACUGGAACAGGUUCGCAUCGAAGAUUAUUCUUGACUUGACAUCUCUGCGUCUCCUUGAACAGCAGAACCAGGGCUCGCGCACACAGAGUGUAAUGUGGAAUUGGAUGAACAGAAAUGCACGUGUCGGGGAGCUACUGAGUAUACUGGAGAGCCUAAGACUCCUACGUGCACUUAAUGUCUUCCAGUCAUGGGGCUUAGAAUAUUUGCAUUGUGACCCAGCACCCCAAAAUCCUGCUUCUAGUAGACUCUCAUCAAUGCCUCAUUGUUCACUUCCCUCUCCUGCUCCUGAACCCCGAUACCAGGGGGAGAAAGAGAAGACAAAGGAACCAGCAGCAGAAUCUACUCAGCCCUCUGAGCUACCUCUACCACUGCCACAUCCCCCUCCAAAAAGUCUCUGUAGCAGCAGCUAUUCAUCCAGGACGUCCAGUUCAGAGGGAAGCACUGGCAGCAGUAGAAGCACAGUCCACUCUUCUGUGCAGGAAUCUAUUGUAUCCAGUUGUGACAUAGAUACUUCAAGGCAGUUGAAGUGGAGCUUUCAAGAAAUAGUCCAGGCUACAAACAACUUCUCAAGGUCUAUGCUGAUUGGUGAAGGAGGCUUUGGCUGUGUUUAUAAAGCAACCAUGCGACACACAGAAUAUGCAGUAAAGCGCCUUAAGCAGAAUUCUGAGCUGGAGUGGAAUACAGUGAAAAAGAGUUUUCUUACAGAGAUCGAGAAGCUGACAUGUGUUCGACAUCCGAAUAUCAUUGAUCUCGCCGGGUAUUGCACAGAGGGGGAAGAGUACUGUCUUGUUUAUUUAUAUCUGCCGAAUGGCUCUCUGGAAGAUAGACUGCACUCUGAGGGAAACUUUUUGCCACUCUCCUGGGAACAACGUUUGGGCAUCCUGCAGGGGGCUGCCUGUGGAAUUCAGUUCUUGCACAGCUGCCAGCCCAGCAUCAUUCAUGGGGAUAUCAAGAGCUCCAACAUCCUUUUGGACCACACUCUUACCCCAAAGCUUGGGGACUUCGGGCUGGCUCGAUUUAGUCGGUACACAGGAGAUGGAGGAAAGAGCCGCACUGUGGCGCAAACCACGACCGUGAGGGGAACCCUGGCAUAUCUGCCCAAUGAGUAUGUGCAACUGGGGAAGCUUACAUUGGCACUGGACACCUACAGCUUUGGAGUGGUUUUACUGGAGAACCUGACGGGACGGAAAGCCAUAGAGGAAGAGAGCACAUCCCAUUCUGUAUACUUGAAAGAUUUAGUGGAGAAAGAAAAGAGCCAAGAGGCAAAUCAAACCAGCACUGGGCAGGAACAGAAGAAAAAAUGUCUUUUGCUUGUGGCCUCUCGAAUGUGCCAACAGCAUCUGGACGAGCGGGUUGGGCCCUGUUCAAGAAAUGUGGCACAGGAUCUUUUUUUACUGGCCUGUCAAUGUCUAGAAAGGCAGAAGAAACGUCCCAGCAUGGUAGAGGUCUUCAACACCUUGAAAAGUUUGCAUGAAGUUUUGCGUGAUUCUCAGCUAGAACAAAUAAAGGACCUUUCUGUGUCUCAAUCAUCAGUUUCUACCCAUCAAGAGCGAUUUCCACGAAUGGAUGAUCUUAUGUCCAGUUUUUUGGCCACCCCCGAGGAGAACACUUACAAAUUCACUCCAUGUGAAAAUCUUGUGGUACUUCCAAACAGCAGAAGUGUCCAGCCUUAUAAUCCCCCUGUCUCACUUUACAAAGGGAAACUGGACAGUUUAUGUAGUGCAGCAUCUUCAGGAAAAAGUCUAAGAACAUUUCGGGGAAAUCAGAACAUUCCAGUUGAGAGUGAUGAAAGUAUAUCUGACUCUUGUCUCAAUGACAGCUACUUGGGUAUGAGGGAUUUGUCUAGCCCAGGCAGCCAGCAAGGUGACAACUCACCACAAGGGGGGGCCAUACAGUAUUUUAAUCAACUUUACAGACCACAACAUCUUAUUGCUCCUGGUGGACACAUUAACCAUUGCAAUAGCUUAGAAGGAGGUAUUCACUCUGCAGCAUCUAAUUCUCAAGUUUGCUUGCCACAUCACCAGAUCGUCAUGAACCCAGCCAAGCAAAAGCUUGUCGAGCAGGUGGCGCUGUACGAGCAGGGGAAAAUAAACAGCAUCGAGCUUCUCUCAUCUGGAGCCAUUCCAGGACAGCAGCCCGAGUCUCGUGGAUACCCUGAAGAGAGUGAUGAUUUUCCCAGCUAGCCUGCAAUACUAAAAAAAACAACAAAAAAAACUGGAAUGUAGUUCUCAUUACUAAAUCAGUGCUGCAGAAAGGCUUGCUUUGUCAGUCUCACUUCAUACUGCGGUCCAUGCCUGGAAAGGAGAUGAAUGUCCAGUAUUAUGUUCUCUCUUGCCAAUGUUCACUUUAGUUUCCUUCAGUUACGACAGUAUCGGAAGAAGAAUUCACCUAAGCAGGCACCACCAGCAAAGAAGGUGUUAAAUAGCUGAUAGCGGAUACUAUUAUAAAAGGAGCCAUAAGAAAGCUCAGUGAAGAGAGAUUUCACAUCCUCACAUCGGUUGCUUGGAUAAAGAAUUGAACAUAUAGAACAAUCAAAGACUUUAUUAUUUAUUUCUGCUGUUUAUUUGAUAUGUAACAAAAUAUACUUUAUUGUGCCUGAUUGUAAAAACACUACUGCUGACACGUACGUUGGCAGAUCCUCGGUGCAGCACUCUUACUAUAGCAUACAGAGACCACAUCCUAAUUUAUUGUACUUUUCUUCAGGAGGUUAUAUAUAUAUAAACCUUAGCCAGCAUCUUCUCAUUUUUAUUUUUUUUUAUCAUAUCCAGGGUUAUAAUAUAGUAUUGAGCUGGUGAAAGUUUUUAUGUAUAAAAUGAUGCUUUAUAUAACGGUUAACAAUUGAGGGAACGUUGCAAUGCAAAAAUGCUCUGAUUCAUUAGAAGCCCUUUAUUUUUGGUUAAACACACAGGUAAACUCCCAUAAGGGAGUUGCAAGCACUGACGUUCCUAGGUGGAUUACAGCCAGUGAUAUUAGUAGGUUGUACAACUGUUACACCUGAUAGGCUUACAGCCCCUGAGCUGGACUUUACCUCUGUUUUUAUCCCUUUGCAUUAGUACUGCAAAAAUGACAUUCAAUAACAUGUAACUUCUGUCCCUUUAGCACCGUAUUGCAAAAGAUCUGGACACAAAAUAAAAAUACUGAAAAUGUUUGUUUGCAGACCAGGGGCAUACUCCUUGGAGAACCUUUAGUAUUUUAUCUUAUCUCCUUUGCUAUGUUUAAUUAGAAUCAGAUCUAUUUGAGUGUCUGCACAUAUCAAGCAAUUAUUUUAUAGUAUGCUGCAGGGUUAGCUUCUGAAUCAUGCAGGAUGCACACUCUGGGGCAUUAACAAAACACAAUUCUCCUGGUUAAAUUACAGAAAAGGCAGGCCAAAAUUAAUAAAAUCAUAAUAAUAAUAAAUGUAA
Messenger RNA from Bombina bombina (fire-bellied toad), 3618 nucleotides. RefSeq names its product interleukin 1 receptor associated kinase 1 (gene IRAK1). The coding region runs from base 115 to 2400 and encodes 761 amino acids. Gene Ontology annotation, biological process: signal transduction; protein phosphorylation. The record is from RefSeq and is a predicted model, not a curated record. Gene Ontology annotation, cellular component: plasma membrane. The transcript is spliced from 13 exons. Lineage: Eukaryota; Metazoa; Chordata; Amphibia; Anura; Bombinatoridae. Gene Ontology annotation, molecular function: ATP binding; protein kinase activity; protein binding.